This is a messenger RNA of Trichobilharzia regenti, 1348 nucleotides long. The record is from the annotation of a GenBank genome assembly. NCBI's taxonomy places the organism in Eukaryota, Metazoa, Platyhelminthes, Trematoda, Strigeidida, Schistosomatidae.
AUUUAUCUUUUAAUGAUCAGAAGAAACUGACAUGAAGUCAAUAGGUUUACAAAGUUUUUGCUUUUGCAUUGAAUACUGAAUAUUUUUGUUUACUUGCAUCACUGACAUGUAAACUUUAUUAACGCGCAAUGGAGAAGCUGCGAGCAUAUCGGAGUAAAUUUGAAGAAUCUCUCGAGAAAAAGAAUGUAUUCACAGAUUUCUUGUGCGUAUGUGAGCAGCGUUCAGGCAUAAGCAAAAUUAAUUUGGCUUAUGGAGUGAUCGCGUUUUUCACUCUCUAUCUAGUUAUUGGGUAUGGAACUGACGUACUCACCUUGUUAGUGGGUGCAGUUUACCCAGCAUAUAGAUCAGUUAAAGCCAUAGAGACUCAUGAGAAGGAGGAUGAUACUAAGUGGCUGACUUAUUGGGUCGUAUUUGCAUCUGUUCAACUAUUCGAAGCAUGUACAGCAAUGAUGGUAUACUACUUACCUCUCUACCCAAUUUUAAAGUGCAUCUUUCUGAUAUAUUGUAUGGCUCCUAUACAAAACAAUGGAUCUUUACUUAUCUACAAAAAAUUAAUUCGACCAUUUGUUCUUGAACACUCACCAGCAAUUGAUUCAGUAUUGAAUACUACAGCUAAUAUUGCUGGAAAUGUAGUCGAGAAUGCUACUCAUAAAGCCGUAGAAAGCAACGGAAAGCAAUAGAAGAAACCAAAAAAGAAAAGUGUUUUUCUAAGUUUAAUUAUUCGUUUGACAUAUGAAUAGAUUUUAUUUCCCAUCUGUUCCUUUGUUCUCGCCAUCUCUUUCUUUAUCUUGACUUCUCUCCCAGUCCAUUCAUUAUUAUUAUUAUAUCUGUGUACAACAAGUACCAACUAAGCAUAUCAUUAUAAUUUGUGUGUAUAUGCACAAAAACUUCCCUUCUCUUACUUCCCCAUAUUCUUCUUCCACUUCGUCUUCAGGUACUUCUAAACUGCCUAAUGAAUUUGUGAAGUGUAUUCUUACAAUUGACUACUUCUCUCGGGUUGUUCAUUUUGCAACAAUGAAUGGUACUCAAUCAUUUUAAGUCAUGUAAAUGGUGAAAGGGAAUAAUGUGUGUGUGUGUAUAUGUGUGUCGUCUUAUUUCUCCAAUUGUAUUUUUUUUAUAAAAAAGUUAUUGAUUUUUAAUGGAAUUUUAUUUUGUUAUAUUACGUUUUAUUACUACUAUCAUCAUUAUUUCUUCGUUUUGUUAUAAGAAAUUAAAGAUAAAUUUGUGUGUGUGUGUGUGGAAUGUAUUUUGUUAUCAUUAAAACAGACAGACAAAGAUAGUAAGAGAGAUGGUAAUUAUUUAAAUUAAUAAUACUAAUAAUGUGUAUUGUGUUCAAUAGUUGGUUUGU